Camelina sativa (false flax) is the source of this 837-nucleotide messenger RNA. The record is from RefSeq and is a predicted model, not a curated record. Lineage: Eukaryota; Viridiplantae; Streptophyta; Magnoliopsida; Brassicales; Brassicaceae.
AAAAAAAAAAAAAAAAAAAAAAAAAAAAAAAGAAGUAAGUAGUUAAACCCAACCUGCUUGGGAGUUCUUGAUCUCCUCCUCAUCAUCACGUCUCUCCCACACCACACACACAAUAUUUUUGAAGAAGCAGCUGAGAGAAACACCAAUUGUCAAUUGACGCCUAAUGCAUCGACUGCUGCUGCUGGAUUCCCACGGCGGUAGCGAGACGAGCAGCAGCGGCGGAGAUGGGUACCUGAGGGACAUGAACUUCGACGCAAACAUGGUGAUCAUACUCGCCGCUCUUCUCUGCGCCUUGAUACUAGCGCUAGGGCUGAAUUCUAUCCUCCGGUGCGCCAUGGGAUGCGGUUUCGGGUUAUCAUCAUCUGGGGCGACGAUGGCCGACAGAACUGGACUAAAGAAGCGAGAGCUGAACAAGUUUCCUGUAGCUGCGUACGGGUCGACUAGCCUUGUGAAUAUAGCGGCUACGGAGUGCGCCAUAUGUUUGGGUGAAUUCUCCGACGGCGAGAGAGUCCGUGUUCUGCCCCCGUGUAAUCACAGCUUCCACAUGUCUUGCAUCGACACCUGGCUUGUCUCUCACUCUUCCUGUCCUAAUUGUCGCCAUUCACUCAUCCCUGCAUAAAUGAUUGGUGGUGGUUACUCCACCCACUACUACUAGUAGUAAGUAGUAAACUACUCCAUCACUAAUUACUAGUAAACUAGCCUAGUAGAGUUUAAAUAAACACACACUUCAUUAUUAUUCCUAAUUUUGGUAGCUUAUUGUUGUUAGUACUACUAAGUCAGUCAGUCUUCUUCACUUGUUGUUGUAGUAAAAUUAGUAAAUCAGAUACUUUACUGUUU